This is a messenger RNA of Nymphaea colorata (pocket water lily), 8920 nucleotides long. RefSeq lists its product as uncharacterized. Gene Ontology annotation, cellular component: cytoplasm. The record is from RefSeq and is a predicted model, not a curated record. Lineage: Eukaryota; Viridiplantae; Streptophyta; Magnoliopsida; Nymphaeales; Nymphaeaceae. Gene Ontology annotation, molecular function: nucleotidyltransferase activity; tRNA binding; double-stranded RNA binding. Gene Ontology annotation, biological process: regulation of translational fidelity. The transcript has 7 exons. The coding region runs from base 311 to 1195 and encodes 294 amino acids.
GGGCUUAAAUUGGAUAGAGUGCGCCAGGGCAACUCCCAUACGUGCGCUGCUUGCAUGUAAGCUUCUUCCUUAUACGUCCAUUCUCUGCUUCUUGCCCUGCUGAUAAUACCAGUGGAGGUAGCUUUGGUCCCUCGCUGAUUUGAACAGCAGGAACUCGCAUCGACGGUUGGGUUCCUUGGGUUAGUGAAGACUAUCCCAUUAUAGGGUUCAGCUGGCGAUAUGGAGAGCAUUUCUUGCUAAAGCUUUAAAUGGCACGAAGCUUGGAUAUAUGUCACCAAAGGGAUUGAGACUGUGAAGAAUAAAUACUGUGAUGGUUUUUCCUAUCAGUGUUGCAGAAAAGAUACGUUUUCUUCAGCCUAUGUGUCCUCAAUUUUUCUUGUUAAGAGGGAGAUUUUACAGGACUCCAUCCCUGAGUUGCAGGCUUCGUCAAGGCUUGCUUGAGUGUGGUUUAUCUUUCGCAGCAAAUCAGAGACAAGGUUCUAGAAGGACCUGCUGGGAAAGAUUUGUCGGCAAAAUGCAGAAUUGUGUCACAAAUGUUGAUACAACUAAAAUGGGUAUGGUACUUCCGGCAAAUGAACUGCAUGUAGAAGAAGCAGUUCAUGCUCUCAAGUCUGGGCAAGUUAUUGCCGUACCCACUGACACUCUUUAUGGCCUUGCUUGUGAUGCCUGCUCUGUGGAUGCUGUUAAUCGAAUCUAUGAGAUUAAAGGGCGGAAACUGACUAGUCCUCUAGCUAUCUGUGUUGGAAAAGUGUCAGAUAUCUGUAGGUUUGCAGUCACAGAGAACUUGCCAAAUGAUCUGCUUGAAUCUCUUCUACCUGGCCCUGUCACUGUUGUGCUUUUGCGAGGAGAUUCGAGUAACCUGGAGGAAUCCCUCAACCCAGGGUUGGAUAGUAUAGGAAUUCGUGUGCCUGAUGCUACGUUUAUUCAAGCAGUUGCACAAGGUUUUGGAAGUGCCAUUGCCCUUACAAGCGCCAACUUGAGUGGGCAGCCUAGCAGUGUUGACAUUAAAGACUUCGAGGAUCUUUGGCCACUCUGUGCACACAUUUAUGAUGGUGGCCAACUUCCAGUUGGGCGUUCUGGGUCCACAGUUGUGGACCUUACAAAUCCGGGAAAGUACAAGAUCCUUAGGCCUGGAAGUGCUCUGGAAGAAACUGGAAACGUACUUCGGAGGUUCAAUUUAGAGGAAGUUGUUUGAGUACUGAACAACAAUUUCUCUCUGAAUUAACAUAAAGGAUCAGAAUUUUCAAAUUUUGCAAUUGGUGUCACCAUGCAUGAAUAAACAAGCUGACCUCAUGUCUGUAACAUUGCCAUACUAUUGGGAAAAAAGUUGUGUCUGCCUGUAAUUUGGCUGCUAGUACUUGCUGAUAAUUUUUAUUACUCUUUUCUGUUUCAAAACAGGCAGCAGCGCGUUCACAAAUACACAGGCAACACGAGAAGUGUUUCUAUUUGGUUAAUAACAAGUUCUCUUACACAAGUUUGCAAUUAAUGCUAUCUAUCAUGAUCAAUUGCUCUAUCCAUAUUCAUUACGAAUUGGUGCGUCGGAUUUUUGUAUGAGCAAAAGCAGUUGGUAUGCCAGGCAGAAAGAAGAAGAAAAGAAAUUAAGAAACAAUAUUGCUUCUUUAUACCAUCAGCUUCCCAAGUGAAUGAGAAUCAGUUCUGGAUAGAGUAAAACAACAGCAUGUCUGUGAAUCUAAAUCUCUGUUUCCCUCUUCUUUUAAUGUAUAUGAAACUGAGAAUGGUCUAAAGACCAACAUCAUGUCAAACUAUUUAACAUGUGAAUGUGUUAAAGUAGGUAAUUUUUUUUUGGUUUGCUUUUAGGGCUUGUUUAGUUAGCAGAAAUAUCAGAAAAGAGCUGGAUAUUGAAGUUAAGAAGCUGAGUUUUAACUUUUAAGUAUUCUAGUGUUUGAAUAGAAAACCAGAAAAACAAAAAUGAGGUUUUUUGAAAGAAUCAGACGAACCAAACACCAUUAAGAUAGUGAGGUAGUUAAAAAUUGGAAAAAGUCUGACUUUUGAAACCCUAAAAACAGGAGAUAUCCCUUUUCUUCCUCCAGUCCAAUCUCUCUUUUAUCUUUGGUGGCUCUCACAAUCCAUCCGCUCUCAACCUAUCAUUUCCUCUUAUCACAAGCUCCACUGUUCCGGAAAUGAGAAUGUAAUCUCUCUCUCUCUUUCUCUAACCUCUCUCAUUUGAGAGUUCUUCUUCUAGUUCUAAUUCAUUCUCUCUCUCUCUAACCUCUCCCUUUUGAAAAUUUUUCAAUAUCUCUGGUUUUCUUUAGUUUAGGCACUUGCAUUGUCAGUGUUCACAUUCAUGGGUGUCUGGCUACAUUCCCUUUGCUGUUUUUUAGUGGUUUUCCAUAUGAAAUUAGGCCCAGUUCAGCUCAUUGAAGUGUUAUACUCAUUGGAGUGUUAUACUGAGUCUCAUUUCUUUCUAAAUAUUUUCCCUACUGUUGACUGUUAUCUUUUCUGUAUGUCUUUUUCAUUUCUGAGUAAAUAAGGUUAUAGUGUUGCACCUGCACCCGAGUCGACGCGGGUGCACCACCAUAUUUGGUGCACCCGUGUGACAACCAAACAGUCUUUUUUCUUGAAUUAUUGGACCACAAAGAGCAAUUACAGAACGUACAUAUUCAAUUGGAUGCAGCUUUUACAGUUUUAUAAUGAACAUGAAGAGUGGAUAUAUUUAAACUUGUGAGCUACAAUUUGAUCUGGAGAAGAUGGUAUCAUCAGCCAAAAAAAGGUUGAGUGUGUAAAUUGUAAAAAACAAGAUAAAAGCUAUAUAUAUAUAUAUAUGUGUGUGUGUGUGUGUAUGUAUCAGAGAGUUUGGGUGCUUCUUUUGUUUUUUCCUAUUGAAGUGAACUCUGUUUUGCAUAUCUGCAGCAAUAUAGUGAAGUUCAGUUUCACAGUUUAAUGCUUUACAUGCAUAUCAUUUACAUUUGAUCUUCAUGAACUCAAAAUAAGCAUUGUUCCUGAAGAAAACUGCUCAUUGUUCAUGUCUGUUCAUCAGCUUUGGAAGGUGUAGAACACAGAACGUACAUAUUCAAUUGGAUGCAGCUUUUACAGUUUUAUAAUGAACAUGAAGAGUGGAUAUAUUUAAACUUGUGAGCUAUAAUUUGAUCUGGAGAAAUGGCAUCAUCAGCCAAAAAAAGCUUGUGUGUAAAUUGUAAAAAACAAGAUAAAAAAGCUUCUUGUAGCUGCAGGUGCAAUUUCUUAUCACCUCUUUACGAGAUCUCUUUCUCUCUCUCUCUCUCUCUCUCUAUUUAGUAUAUAUAUAUAUAUAUGUAUGUAUCAGAGAGUUUGGGUACUUCUUUGGUUUUUUCCUAUUGAAGUGAACUCUGUUUUGCAUUUCUGCAGCAAUAUAGUGAAGUUCAGUUUCACAGUUUAAUGCUUUACAUGCAUAUCAUUUGCAUUUGAUCUUCAUGAACUCAAAAUAAGCGUUGUUCCUGAAGAAAACUGCUCAUUGUUCAUGUCUGUUCAUCAGCUUUGGAAGGUGUAGUACCUCCUCCCAUAUUGAUUACAUUUUUAUCCAUUGUCUCAUGCUAUCUUUUUGUUAGUGUUAUCCAUGACCUAAUAUAUAAUAUCAUAAUCAUCAGCAAUAUCCUAUUGGCUUCCAUUUCCCAUUUUGAAAUGACUGCUUUAUAGAACAAUAGACACACUAUUCUUGUCGUAAACACAAUUAUAUGUGGUCUCAACUUUUAAAGACACUGUUGGUGACACUAGUCACCAAUAUGGUCCACGUCUGCUAAUUACUUUUAUUAGCCAUUCCUUUUGGAAAAAAUGGCAUGCUGUAUCAUGUUCCAUUUGUGAAUUUACUCUAUCAAAUAGGUUUAAGAAAAAGUACAGAAAUUCUUACUUGAUUCAAGUUGUGGCUUUUGGUAAAUCAAUGCAUUUUACAUAGUGUGAAAAGUGAAGCCAUGAUUGAUGAUUCACAUGGCACUAUGUGUAAUGUUAUUUCUUUAAAAGGUAAAUGAUGGGUUUUAUUUUAACUUUGAAAAAAUAAUUUUACACGACACUUUAUGAACUAUGUCACUUUAUAAACAAGAAGAAAUACUAAAUAUAUAUCAAAAUAAAAAAAAUAUAUCAACAUAAACAAAUAAACAACAUAGAAAAUAUAUAUCAAUGGAUUUUGCAACAGUGUUUCUAAGAAGCCUAUGAAAAACUUUAAACAUAUGGACAACUGAGCAGCCCCCUAGACAGUCAAAUAUAAACAUUAGUCGAAUUUUCAUGCAGGAAAACAAAAAUACUACUAAGAACAACAAUAAAAAGAAAAAAUAGUUCAUGCAGGAAGGUCGCUGGAGGUCGCCGAAAGUUGCUGGACGUCGCUGGAGGUUGCUGGAUGUCGCCCACAAUUUUGUCGAGGCUCUGCGUUUUUGAAAGGAAAUAAAGAAAAAAAAACCUAAGUUUUGGACGAAAAUAAACUCGGUCAACAUUGUCCGAGUUUGUUUUUGGACAGAUACGGACCUGGGUACGUUGAGUGUACCUGAGCCGCACCCAACACUGUACCCAUACCCGUGUCACACCCGACUGAUAGGGGUAGUCCACCAAAAUUAAGAUACCCAUGUUACAUAGUUUAUGAACUAAUAAUCAAGUUCAUUGCAUGACUUAUAAAUCAAUUUAAGCAGUCCUUAGAUUUACGCAGUUCACACACACACACACACACACACACAUAUAUAUCAACAAAAAUGAAAUUACAUUUAACAUAAAAUAUAUAGGGCUGAUGUGAAAUAAAAUUAGAGGCUUCGUGAUUUUAUAAGAGCCUAUGUUUGUCAUCAAAAAUAAAAUAUUUAAAUUUUAAUGACCAUUAUGUUUUUAAAGACUCUAAGGAGUAAGUUAUAGUGUUAUACAUUGAAAUAUUUAUUUGAUACUUAUAAAUAUUGGGAUCCAUUUAUCAAAUUUAUCUUUUUUCAUAAAGAAAAAAUUUACCUAUUUUCUUAUUUCCUAUUAUUUAUUCUGUUUUUUCUAAUUUUUAAUACUAAAAAAUAAAUUUCCAUUUUACAUCAUAUUACAUUAGGUGACACUAUGUAAAAUUGACUCGACUGAUACGGGUUCCACAUUCACAAUAUUGGCUGUACUGGUGUUCAUGAGCCUAGGUGGGGCAGCUCAAGCUCAACUUGAGUCUCGAAAGACUUUGCUUGAGCUCAGCUGAAACUUGGGUGGGUUGAGUUUGAGUUCACCAGCUCAAACUUGACUCAACUCAAUCUGCUUCAGCUUGAGCUAAUCUUAGCUAAGAUGAUUUUUGAGACUAAAUCAAUUAACUGCAGCCAGGCAAACAUUAAUUUUUAUAAAAAAAAAAGAAAUGGAAAGGCCAUAGGCCACUUUGAAAAUGGAGAGCUUUUUUUGGUAAGACAAAUGAGACUCCCAACAUACCAACUAAUCUGGUUGUCUUAAUAUUAGGAAAGAUAUUGUCUAUAUAUUAUCAUAAUGAACUUAUUCAAGCCUAAAUGAGCUGCGCUCACCUGGUUCGAGCUUGAUUCAUUAAAGAAAACAAGUUAAACUUUGACUACAAGAAGAGGGGCACACAGUGACAGAUAGAUGAGCCGUUGUGAUGGCCCCCAAAUGCAACAACUGCUCGAGUCGUUGUGAAAAGAGGGGAAAACAGUUUGUAAUUUUUUUUUAAAUUGUACUAAAUUCCAUCUUUUAGAAAAGAUGGAAAUAUUGUGGCUUUUCAUCUCCAUGUCGACUACUUUGCCCCCCUUACUGUUUCAUCUUUUUCACUGUGUUUACUUGAGCAAGGGGUUGCAGGCAUUAAUGCCUCCUCAACUACGAAAUGCAGAGAGCUUCUCCUAUGAUCCUAUUCUGAAAUUUCUGCCCUUCUCUCCACUUUGACUCUCCUCACACUCUCUCCAUCUUCUGGUCUUCACCAGGUUGAUCUCAAGCUCUGAAAAAUACCAUAAACAAGAACAAAUUUUAUUGUGUCUUUAUGUUAAGUUCCUUAUGAGUUUAUCUUAGAUUGAGAACAAAUUUUUUGAAGGACGUCGAAUUUUGAGGUUCAUGUUCCCUGUUUCACGAAUUUCUUGAGCUUUUCAAAUGGAAUAAAGUUCAUUGUCAUUUUUCUUUCCCAUUUCUUUUGAUUUGUGCCUCAUAGCUAUAGAUAGGUUGUUUGCCUUAAUACCAAAAAUGAUAACUUAUUUGGUGUACCUAGGUAAAUACUUAAAGUUUGUUCACAUGUGCCCGUGUAUGAUUUCUUUUAGUUGCCUUUCAAUUGGUUCAGGCUGUAGCUCAGGGUCUUCAAGCAUCUGCUGCGGCAUUUUGCAUUGCCAUAUAGUAAGUACAAGUACCUGCCAAUAUCUUACCAAUGAGAUUAACUUGGAUGCUUUAAAAGUAAUUUUGGGAUCUUUUGAAUUGAUGAACUUUGAUUAAGGGAGCCACUUUCUUGUUAUUGAAAGUUUCUUAUAUUUGGUACUACGUAAACAGUCAUAUGUUGGGGCUAUUUGCUGGCACAUGACUUUGACCUUCUCUAUUACACGGUUGAUGUAAGUCAAGUUUUUUGUCAGUCAAGCAUCUAAUCAGUAGGUUACUGUUCUACGUGGGAGAAAUAACGACUACCAUGAGACUUCCUAAUAUAGGUUGUCUGCUUUGUUCUUCUUCAUUAAAACUGCGAUAUGCACUCCUUGAAUAUAUCCAUUGGAAGAGGCCCACUUUGGCUACAGCUUCAUGCACUAAUUCUCCAUCUGAGCUAACUGAUAUCCUGGAUUUCCAAUUUAUUUUUUUGGACAUUUUGUAUGUUAGUACGACUGAUGGGUAUUCUGAAAGCAAUUUGAAGGUGUUAUAAAGCUACUUGCUCUAUUUUUUUCCUGGAACUCCUAGUUACUUUAGCGGUUUAGCUUAUGACAUAAUUGCCAUUUUGCUUUAGAAUCUCUGUGUAACAGCUGCUUCUUGUCCGACAAGGGAAAUUCUAUUGAAGGGGAAGAAGGUUAGUUCUUUUUUGAAGGCAUGAAUCAUCGAGAUCAUUUGCACUUGGAUGUUAUAGUUAUUUUUUUCUUUUAGUUAAGUGGUGAGGUCUAGUUGGUAAGUGUGUGCUGAUACUGAAAAACGAUUGUUGUGGCCAUGCUCUACCUAUUCAUUCUUCAACUCAUGUUAGGCUUGCAUGGAGUGCUUUUCUCCAUGACAAACGAGUGGAGGCAAAGUUUAUAAAAUUUGUCCACCAGAUUGGGUCUGUCAAAGAAUUAAUUGUGUUGAACCUUCUGACAGUAAUUAUUUUAUUGAUAUUCUCUGUUAAUUUCUUAGUAAAAACUUCCAAAAAAUUGCAUGUUAUGUUAAAUAAGUGGUAUAUAAAUCUUAAGUGAGAAAGAUCUAAUUUCCACUUCGUAGAUAAUAUCAGUUCAAAGAGGAUCUUCAAUAAGGUACUUUUCUAUUCGGGAAAAAAAAAAACUUAUGAUAACAUUUGUAAACGUAUCUUUAUAGAUGCAUCCAAAUGAUUCGAGAAGUACUUGCAUGUAACUGAUGUGUCAAGGCAUUCAGUCUGUCGUGUUGUUUUUCUUAUAUUGAUUAUUUUCCAACUGCUCUUCACUUCUUUGCAAGUGAAAGGCAUAGCACUAGCAGAAGGUAAACCUCUGCCACCACCUAGUGUCAAUGCAGAUCUGUCCCCUCAGCAUGGAUGAUUUGAGAUAUGCGCAUGAACAGGCAUGCUGCAGUCUAGAUCUUUGGUUUGUGGUUCUUGUGAAAGAGGAAGAAUUAUGUCUAUAUAUACUCUGGUGCUUUUACUUGACAGAGGUACUUAUGUUUGAAUGAGCAGAAUGGAUAAGAUGGAGGGACGCUUAAGCUCUUCAAAUAUGGGAUCAUAUGAUCUAAAAUAUGAAUAUUCAUAAUGCUUGAUAUAUGAACAGGAGAAUAAAAAAAAUAGAGCUCCUUGUUAUUAGCUUUCGUUCUUGCUAAGUUUGCUGCUUUCAUUGCUUGAAUGUCAUGGUAAGGAGAAGGAGGAAGUAUUUUACAUUCCUACUGUAUUUUCUCCUUUUUUCCGUUUGUCCUUCAUGGGUGGACCUUGCUUUUGGUCCUAAAUUUAUGAUUUGGGAAAAUAAAUCAACAGGGCCAUUAAAUCUUUGACUAUUUGGGAACAUGGUCUACAAAUCAGAGGCAUUUUGGCAAGAACCCAAGUAGUAAAGAAACACCAACAUGGCAAGGACAGUAACUGCCUUGAACUGAUAAAUAGAAGACAUCGAUCUGCAUUUUCCAGUGAAAUCUGAAAUGAAUAAGCAACAGGACAAGGACAAGUACCUACAACAGGAGAUGAUUCUGAAGACAUUCAAGCUGCUUUUUGAUGCUUUGGUGCUGCUCUUAAGAUCCAAUGUGAUCUGCCAACACUGUGGGGAUCACAAGGCAGUCAGUCAACUUGAACCAACUGUUUGUUUUACCCUCGAAAAUUGCCAAAUAGGAAUGGACAACUCAAGAAUAGUACUAGAAGUGAAAUGAAAAACAAGUGAUGUGUCAUAUAUAUAUGUGUGUGUGUGUGUGUGUGUGUGUGACUGUGUGAUUAUGCAGUGGAGAAGGAAUGGUUGUGAAAAAUAUUGAGGACUUCUCCAUUUAGGCCAUGAUGUCACAUGUAUGCUACUCAAAUGAAGCAGUACUAGUACAGAACCAGUAAGAUACUUGGAUGGGUAUUGGUGCGGCCUCGGGUAAGUCUCAAGUAUGGUCAAGGCCAUACCAGGUGCGAUCAAUGUACCUGAAGCUGAAUCAGUCCUUUUUUGGACUUGGUCAAACUUAACCGAAUCCAAGACCAUCGAAAAAUUGGGUUUGGUUUAAUUGGGUAUUACUGUGUAUGCAUAGGUUGAUUCCUUGAUAUUAUAUAAAGCAAUAAAAAAUUACAAAUUUAUACAAUGUAUGCCUAGCUUGAAACUUCUUGUAUUGUUUUUUUUUUUUUGAUUUCCUAGGCAAAAUUAUGAGUUUGAACUUUGAAUCUAUAAAUUGUGAAUCAUGAAUGUGUUGUUUUGUA